This is a messenger RNA of Cyprinus carpio (common carp), 3215 nucleotides long. RefSeq names its product cytohesin-interacting protein-like. Gene Ontology annotation, molecular function: protein binding. Lineage: Eukaryota; Metazoa; Chordata; Actinopteri; Cypriniformes; Cyprinidae. The coding region runs from base 342 to 1373 and encodes 343 amino acids. The record is from RefSeq and is a predicted model, not a curated record. The transcript is spliced from 9 exons.
AGGUCCUCUAUGUAGACCACGAAACAAAAGUGAUUUUUCCACAGAGAAAGAAAUAGGUAAAAGCUGUGCAGCACUGUGGAAACAGGUGAAAGAUGAAAGAGAUUUGAUACUACUGUGGUUCUUUAUGCAUGUUCGUUCUCAGACUGCUGCAAAAUUCUCAAAGGAGCUCAAGGCUAAGGAAGGAAACAGCCACAAGCAGAUGUGCGAUUUCUGUCCACAGCACACUAGACAAAGAUGAAAAAAAGUGAAAGAAUAGAGAAGAGGAAAAAGGAACCAUAUAAAAUGACAGGUCACACUGAAGCCUGCAGCUGCAUACAGUGUGGUUCAAUGAAUAAGGAGGCAUGAUGACAUCCAAUAAAAACUUUAAAGCACCUUUAAAACAGCUGAGCAGCCUGGACAGCUACAUAAUCGACAACUCUCAAAAGAAGAAAAACAUACUAUGGCGACGACGUUCAUUCAGCAGUGCCAAAAAUUCGAAUACUGAAGAGAUCAAAGAUGGGACAUUAUCACGCAGUAAGCUGCACAGAACACACUCUGCAUCUCUAGUGGAUUAUACUGAUCCUCAGAGAACCAUGGUUAUAUUGGAGAAACAAGACAAUGAAGCCUUUGGAUUCGAAGUUCAGACAUAUGGUCUCAAGGUGAAGAACAGCAGUAUGGUGGAGAUGUGUACAUUUGUUUGCAGUGUGCAGGAUGGCAGUGCAGCCGAAACUGCAGGUUUGACUGCUGGUGACAUUAUACUGUCAGUAAAUGGAGUCAGUAUUGAGGGAUCUACCCACCAGCACAUUAUUGAGUUGAUUCGAGAAUCCACUAACAUGCUGAAGCUGGAGACGGUCAGUGGGAAUGUUGUGAAGAGAAUUGAAUUAGAGAAAAAGAUACGCUAUCUUAAGCAAACUCUUCGUGAGAAAUGGGUGGAACUGCAAUCUCUCACACUUCAGGAAAAGCGUCUUACUCGAGGUAAUCUGAAUGAGAGUGCUCAGCAUCCAUCUGUUGACUCUCUGCUGUCUCUCUCAUCUCCAACUGGCCGCGCUGGGCAUCGUUUUUCUAGUGACAGCAGUUGCCGCAGCAUAAUGACAGAUGAUAGUGAGGAUGCAGCCUUCAUGUCAUCAGUAUUUGAUGACUCAAGUCCGUUCAGCCCAACUGAGCCAAAUGGAGGCUUCUUCCGGUUGGAAGGAGGAGCUUUGCGACCCCUGACAAGAACACGCAGCAUUAGCCUGACCAGCAGUAACAGUUCACUCUCGCCGAGCUGGGAAAAUUCAUCUUCAUCCAUGUUUGGGACACUGCCAAGGAGAGGCAGAAAAAGUAGUGUCCGCAAGCACCUUCUAAAGUUCAUACCUGGACUGAAUCACUCCGUAGAGGAAGAAGAGGGUAACUAAAACAUAAUUUCUACCACCACUGACUGCUGAUCUGAUGAAUACUUUGUAAGGACCUUGGGCGGUGGGAGAGUCAUACUAGUUUGAACUCUUCUGUUCUCAAAACGUUCUAGAAUUCAUGCCAUCCAAGAACUCAUUAGCAAUUAUGACUUUCUUGCUUAAAGUGUUGAUGAAAAGAAGGGUUGAAUCUCACAUGAGCAUUACGGACUGCAUGGCAGCAAUCUUUGUAUUAUUUUCUGCCUUUUUUUUUUUUUUUUUUUUGGCAAGGGACCAAAGCAUUAUGACUUUCCCCAAGAAAUAAACAACUGGCAUUAACCAAACCUUGGAAAGUGUAUGCUGGAAUGCAAAUGCAUUGAGAGAAUUGUGCACAUUGCCUCCCUCCAUUGCUCUAUUUGAGUGGUUUAGAUUUCAGUCCCGCAAGCUCAUGAAUGUGUCCUAGUUCCCACUUGAUCUUGUAACUAAUCAAGAACUCAUAGUCUCAUAUCUGAUAUGUGUAUCUUAUAUCUAUAGAUCUCAUAUCUGUUGUAGCAUGCACAUGUGAGGGGGCUUAGUGGUUGAAGACUUAGGGGUGGGUGGAAGCCCUAACUCUGCAAAGGCUUGUUGCUUCUUAAUGUAAUUUUGGACUUAACACAAUCCAAGCGUUCGUUACAUUUGCAGUCUUCAAAAGCCAAUUUUCUCAUUUAGAUCUACAGUCUUGAUGAAUCAAGAAUCUGAAAAGAACAGGCUACCUAAAUAUUAACAUAUCUGGUUUACUACUGACUAUGGUUUUCAAUGAAUACUUCAAACCCAUUAAUUUAAAAUGGGAUGUUGCAUUGCAAGACAUUUGAAGGUAACUCUGAGAUUUGUUACCACAAGAGCAACAUAAUAAAUGAAUGUUAUGUAUAUCCAGGGGGUCCUUGAGAAUAUGUAUGUGGCUUAAGUGUCUACUAAAUGACAAGUAACCAGUAUGAUUUGUUUGCCUGCAUGCUUACUCUGCCUAGUAACCAGAUUGUACAGGUACUGUAAGUUUAGGGUUGAGGUUAAAGCGUCUUGCAUUCAUCUUGCAAACUUAACGCAUUCUCAUCCAUCUCAGUUAAGUGUUUUUAUAGGUAGUUAAAUGUUAAGGUUUGAUAGUGUUGUUUCAGGGCCAACAGAUUUUUUUCUGCUUGACAAAAUCCAUCAGGCUCUCACCAAAAACAGACACUGAAAUUACACAACAAUUGAAUAAUGCACAAAAUUAUUUUGCUGCGCAUCAAAAUCUCAUAAUUAGAAACAAUUCAUUUUAAAGAAUAUUUAAGACAAUUUAUAGUCAAUGCUAUUAUAUAGAGUAUGAUUUUUUAUUUAUACUCUGUCAGAAUUGAAUCCUUAUCUCAGAUUAGUUUAGAUCAAAACUUUAAAUCAUUGACUGCAUGAAAAAAGACUGCUCUGUAGUGAGUGUUUAACAUUAAGUGCUGACUUGAAAAGACUGUGAUGACAUGAGAGACAGAGCUCCAAACCACAGCAGGUAUAGAGAAAUUCAUAACAGGAUGUGGUCUGAUGGAGGUGCUACCAUACCACCCUUUUUUUCUUUCUUUCUUAAGUGAUCCCUGUAACAGAAAGUUUUAUUUAAACUAAAUUUAAAUUAAAUAACACAAAUAUGUAUUAAUAAAUAAUUAAUAUAUUUAAACUAAAUUUGAAUAUAUUAAUAAUUUAUUAAUUAUUUUCAAUUUAUAAUAAAUGUGAAAACCAAUGUUUGGCAUGUGUUUCUUUAUAUUUCUUUCUUUCUUGAAUUUGUAUUUAUUUAUUUACCUUAAUGAUCAUACUGAGGGGGACAUUCUCAUCAAUAAAAAACAACAACAACAACAACAAUAAACAAACAAAUAAAAA